AUGUGCGGACUCCCUCCGUCAUACUUGCAAGCAUCCGACACCAGCAACAUUCGACUUGACCUGGCAGGAGUGGGUCAAUGCGCAUCGCCACUCCAAUCUUUGUGGGUGUUUGCCAACGUUUUGUACCAAUUGCAGGACAAAGGACUGGUUCAACAGGUGGAACAUCCCAGGCAUUCCCUAGCACAGUUUUGUCGAAUUCUGCUGAAGGAAAGGGAUGAAAUUUGGCCACAUGCUGACACGAAAUACAACCGGAUUUUCCAACAUGAAAUUAACAGCAUUGAUCAUCCUUUUUGCUUUCCAAGUGUUGAGGAGUUGGAUAACAUGGAAUUCAGGCCGAAAGGUGCAGGUGAAGCAAAGUUGGGCGCCCGAGCGUGUACAAAGAUUCCCCGUGCCGGUUGUACAGCAAACACCGAACAGGAUCCAAAACCCAACAACCUGAUUGGAACCUACGAGACAUCCGUUCAUGGAGCAUCUGCACCAGACAGCGGGCCGUGUACAAAGUUCCCAAGGGAUGCAUCCGAAUACCCUAGGAAUGUUGGAAUCCCAGAAGACAGACUUGCAGCCGAAGGGACGACAAACACAGAUCGAAUCUCUCCGACCGUAGUGGCGCCCAUACCCGAUGCAUCCGACCAUGCCAUCAUCUCCAAAUGCACAGGACAUCCGAAUCCCGACCGCAUCCGAUGUACAGAAGCAUCCAGGGUUGCAUCCGAUCGGUGUACAGAUCACAUCAUCUCCAAAGACGCCGGACAUCCGAAUCCCGACCGCAUCCGAUGUACAGAAGCAUCCAGGGUUACAUCCGAUCGGUGUACAGACCACAUCAUCUCCAAAGACACAGGACAUCUGAAUCCUGACAGCAUCCGAUGUACAGAAGCAUUCAGUGUCGCAUCCGAGCGGUGUACAGAUCACAUCAUCUCCGAAGGCACAGGACAUCCAAAUCUCGACUGCAUCCGAUGUCCAGAAUCAUCCAGGGUUGCAUCCGAGCGGUGUACAGAUCAGAUCAUCUCCGAAGGCACAAGACAUCCGAAUCCCGACAAAAACCGAUGUACAGAAGCAUCCAGGGUUGCAUCCGAUCGGUGUACAGAUCACAUCAUCUCCAAAGACACCGGACAUCCGAAUCCCGACCGCAUCCGAUAUGAAGAAGCAUCCAGGGUUACAUCCGAUCGGUGUACAGACCACAUCAUCUCCAAAGACACCGGACAUCCGAAUCCCGACCGCAUCCGAUGUACAGAAGCAUCCAGGGUUGCAUCCGAUCGGUGUACAGAUCACAUCAUCUCCAAAGACGCCGGACAUCCGAAUCCCGACAGCAUCCGAUGUACAGAAGCAUCCAGGGUCGCAUCCGAUCGGUGUACAGAUCACAUCAUCUCCGAAGGCACAGGACAUCCGAAUCCCGACAAAAUCCGAGGUACAGAAGCAUCCAGGGUUGCAUCCGAUCGGUGUACAGAUCAACAGAUGACAUCCGUUGCAUCCGGCCUGCAAAAUGCAUCCGUUCGCCGAGAAACCAAGCAUGCAUCAGAUGCCUUUGCUGACCUAGGUGUUGAUUCACGUGAAGCCCAACAUGGCAAUGUCAGAAGUGACAUGGAUGAAAGGCAGCCUCUUUCUGGUCCAUCAGUUUCCACAACAAAAGCCAAGAUGAAUGACAGGAUUGCCAAAGGCAAAGGUGGAUACAUACUAGCGAGCAUUGCCCCUCAUGACCAAUCCUUGCCGACAAGCAUCAACCCGGUGAAAGAAGCCUCGCAAGCAAUGCAAAUUACAGCCUUUUCCACCAAUGGAGGGGUUACAGGCUUUGAAACCAGCAAAGCACCUGAUUCACCGCCAUCACUCAAGCGACCGGUAGAAGAGAGUGCAAGCAACAGCACAAAAAGAGCCAAGCUUGACAAUCCAAAUGCACCAGACCGAGUGCACCAAGACGGAGAACACCACCAAAAUGAGCAUCAACAAAUAUCCAUGCAACAGGUCGAGCCUCCUGAGUCACAAAUUGCCAACACCAAGACUUGCUGGAUUGCUCAUGAGAACGAAACCAUGUUUCCCAUUGCCGUUUCAAUUGAGUCCACCAUUGGUCAAGUAGUUUGCGCAGAAGCAAAAUUCCAGCACCUCUGGAAUCAUGGCGAUCACCCUUUCAAACCAGUUAAUGGGGUGGGGUUCCAAUUGUCAGUGUCCGAGAUCAUGCCAGACCAUCAACUCCUAAUUGUUCAGCAUGGACAUAACAUUGGAGACCCAAAGGGCCAACCAUGCCUGGAUGGAAUGAAACGUUCCCAAGCCCUUUGGCAUCAGAAAGGAUGGGUUGCGAUGGAUGAAAUGAUCUUUUACCUUCAGACAAUACAUGUUUCAGGGACAGCAGUCACCACCAGCCCUUUGGACUUGAGGCAAGAAACAGAAAACCCAAGAAUCUUGGCAGAUUGGAUCCUCACGGCCGUUGAGAGCGCGCAGGAGUCCAAACAAAUGAAACUCAUGACUGCGGGUUUGUUCAAAGAUCACUGGUUUCCAAUCAUGGUUGAAGUAGUCAAUGACAAUUUCACCAUCACAACAACAUAUGAUAUGACGCCGGCAGUAACAGCAUGGAUCAAGGCUGAGAUGCUGGAAGAAUAUCAGCAGGCAAGUGGAACACACAUGCCCCAUGCGUUUGCCAAUGAUUGUGGAUUUCAGACCAUUGCAUGGAUCAUCAACCAAGCAUUGGAUCCGGACAGCAACCGUGCAAUCUCUCCCGAUGAAGCUGAGUCAUGGAGAAAGAAUUUUGCUCACCAUCUGGUCUUGUCAGGAGCACAUGAUCCACCAGUAUAUGCUUUGCCGCUUGGAGGAACAUCUGACCAGCACUUGCCAGCACUACGAGAACUCCUCGAAAAGCACGGAGUGAAUAGCAACAGGUCAUCACAAGCUGCACAAGCUUUGACGCAAAAGCUGGGAGCCGAUGUGAUCCAACGCACAUUACAAUCACCAAAGCCAUGGCAGGACUUGAAAGCAAGAGCAUCACAGUUGAAGCCUCCUUUUCGAAUUGUCUUGAGUGAAGAACUUCAAGCCAGUAUCGACAGCAAAAUCGCAUCGGGACAAGCCGUUGGCAGAAAGCAACACAAAGCAAAACAAUCCAAGCCGCAGGAACCCCAGCGCCUCAUUGCCGAUCAGGUCCAGAUCCCCAACACGAUCUUCCAGCAAGCCGAUGGAGUCCUUUUGCAACAGAUUUCCCCUAGCCAAUUCAAAGCCCAAUGCAAAGGGAUCGCGUGUGUAUCCUUUGAUGAUGCUACACCCUUCCUGCAGUUGAAAGUGCCACUCACACAGGAAGGCCUAGGUUUGAUUGUGCUUGACCAUGAUGAUCCUCGCCUGCCAUCGCAUGAUUUGGUACGUUUCCCAGCCACCUGCAAACCUACGGGUGAACCAAUGUUGGUCAUGGGAGCUCUUUUCCAGCUAGGCCAGAAACGAGUUCACAGAGCAACACCACAAUCCGCAACCAAGAUUGAGGAAGUGGAAACACGUGUCAUCCGUGCACUGGUGUUUCAGGAUCAGACCAAACUCAAAUGGACCGAUAUCACGGACAAGCCGGUGCGAACUUUGUUUGCUGAAAGUGAGUUCACCGCAAAUCCCGAUUCCAUCGUUGACGUUUGGGACCGCCAGUAUGUGACAAAACAGUACAAACGAUGCAAACCAGAGGAAGCAGAGAUCUUCAUUGUCACUUUCCGUGUCAAGUGUCCUGCCCAUGAAGUCAUCCUAGACGCCAGCGGUCAAGCAGGGAAGUACUUUGAACCGCGUGAUCAUACGGGUAGGUCCCCAGACACAUCCUACAAAGUAAUCUGGAUGCCACGCAAAAAUUUCCAGGAUGUCAUGCUUGCCAAACAAACCAGUUUGCACCCAACUUGGUUAGUUCGCAGCGGGGAUCGUUUUGGACUGAGAACCCAUUGUGAAUUUGCAAAGGAUAUCCAUGAACAACACCGCCCAGACGUGGAUUACAUGGCAGGAGAACAGAUGACCACAUACCGUGUUGGACCACUGCCUUUUGGUACCACCAAGAGCUCUCUACAGAAGCUCUACAAGGAGUGGGGGUGGACAGCACGCCCCGGCCAACCUCUGGGACAAAGUAUUGGGCAGGAAGGUGUCUUCUGGUCAACCCAAUCCAGUGAAAACCCUUCCCACUGGGUAUACUCCCUGGAACAAGGAGAUAUUUUGAUCUCACCGAUCAAACCGCACAAAACUCAGGCCAACAAAUUUCCCAGCCAAGGUUUGGUAGCGUCCAGACGGACCAUCCAAUCAAUGACACAGGUACCAGAAACAGACAAGAGCAAACCUGCCACAGAUCCAUGGCUGCAAGCCGACCCGUGGAGUCAAGGAAGUGGUUUUCCUCAUGCCUUGACACCUGCCCAAUCUGCCGCCAUCGAAGCAUCCGUUGCCAAACAUGUCACCGCAAACAUGAAGUCCCACAAAACCGGGGAUGUGGAUAUGGAAGGGGUGAAUGAUCAGAGGGUUGAUGAGUUGGAAACGAAAGUCCAAACACUGCAGCAUAAUGUGAACCAACUGACAUCCAACCUGAAUGCCUUCCAAUCCCAACAACAACAGCACAAUGGACAGAUGAGCUCCCAGAUUGUUGCGGUGAAGAACCAAGUGGAUGCACAGCAGUCCAGCCUUCAAAAAAUGCUGGAGUCAAAGAUGGAUGAUCAGAUGAGCAGGAUUGGUGAAGCUUUGAACCCCGGCCCUGUUCAACCAGAGCUUAUCCUAGGAGGGGUCUUCUAUGGAUACGCACAACAAGCCGCCACACAGGAAGGAGACCUGGAGGAGCUCUUCCGGAGAUUCGGUGAUGAGUGGCGGAAACGUUGGGACCGACAUGUGGAGAUGCCAGUUGACUAUUGGGAUCCAGUUGUAGCACACUUCACUAAGAACACACCACGAGGAAAUGCCUCAACGGCACCUUUUUCACUGCUGACCAUCAAAAAUAUCGGGAUGCAGAUGAAAGUACAGAUUGCCCUUUUUGCCAUAACGCAGACAGCCAAUUUCACAGACAUUGGGAAUGCCCAAGCCUGGAAGAUGCCAGAAAAUCUAUGCCUGAACACCACCGCCAACUGGCCAUGCAGUCGCACCCUGCAUCCGGGGCUGCAAGAACGAGAGAACUGGUGGCGAUACCGUGCCAGUUGUACUUCACAGAUUCGCACUGCCCGGGCCGUCACUGAAGAGAUCGGUGAAGGGAGGGCAAGACAAUCCGGGAUUCUAAGUUGGUCCCAAAUUCCUUUGGAUCAUUCUGAAAGGGGUGUGCACCAAGUCAUUUCCAAGCAAGGGAGUGCAUUGGAUGUCCCUGUCAGUGAUAUGACGGUCCAGGGCCAAACAGUUCCAUGGAUAUCGCCAAAGGAUUGGUUUCAGUUUAUCCUGCGUCAGGGUGUUUGGCAUCAUCUAGCUGGAGUCAGGGCGGAUGAAAUGCAUUUGGCAGGGCCGCUGUGGAAAACAUUUUGGUCGAAUUAUCAAAAGCUUUAUCCACACUUUGAGUUGUUUUCGAAACCUGGGGUGGACUAUAGUCGCACAGUUGCUUGCUACCUACACGGUGACGAGGGUCGAACUCUCAAGAAGUCUGGCUUAAUGGUGACCUCUAUCCAAUCUGCCUUGGGAUACGGGUUCAGCCCCAAAAGACAAAAACUCUCUGCGGAUGGUUUGCCAACGCCUCUGGUGAACUACGCAGGCCACACCUUUGGUUCCAGACUGGUAUCUUUUGUUAUUCCCAAGUCGUUGUACGAAAGCAACAAUGCAGUUUUUCAUGAUGCUAUGGAGGUUUUGGCAAAAGAACUUCGGGAACUUUAUGAUCAUGGAGUGGUGAACCCUUAUACUGGAGAGCGGUUUUGGGUAGCAAUCAUCGGCCUGAAGGGUGACCUACCUUAUCUAGCAAAAGCUGGAGGGUUGAACCGUACCUUCAACACUGCCACAAAGCGAACUGCAAAGGAUCCAGCAAAGAGAAAAAAACCAAGUGGUAUUUGCAAAUGGAUACCUUCCUUGAUUGAUACUUUGGCGCCUGAUGCGGCUGGUCGUUUGGUGCUUGCGAAGCGCGGCGUUGAGAAGCUGAAUCAAAUGUUUACGAUGCUUUAUGGCUCAACAUCAUUUCUCACGCGUGAAGAAAGUUUCUAUGUGGCUGACUGUGGCCUUGUUUUUUUGGACUCGUAUGCGAGACUUGCAAGGUCUGCUUACGAUGCGGGGAUGCCACUUUUGUAUCCGCUGUAUCCCAAGCUACAUUACAUGCACCAUCUACUUUUGGAGAUUGAAUGGUCUGCCCGUGAGCACAACAUGGCAUUCAACGUAAUGACUUGUGGAUGCCAACAAGAUGAGGACUUGGUGGGAAGAGUCUCUAGACUUUCCAGACGCGUUUCGAUCAGAACUGUAAUGACCCGCACUUUGUCUCGAUAUUUAGCAGCGGCUCUCAUUGAAUGGAGGGAAGCUGGACUGCUUAGGUGA
Messenger RNA from Cladocopium goreaui, 6411 nucleotides. The record is from the annotation of a GenBank genome assembly. NCBI's taxonomy places the organism in Eukaryota, Dinophyceae, Suessiales, Symbiodiniaceae.